AUGGCUCAAGAAAAGAUUACGGAGGAACACCUCGAGGAGCGCAAUCAUACUACAAAGAAGGAAUCAGGCAUCACACUCGUACCACAGCCCACUGAUGAUCCUCGUGAUCCUUUGAACUGGUCCCGCGGGAGAAAGCUCCUUACGCUCUUCAUCGUGUCCUUCGCAGGCUUUACUGGAACCCUACAAGCAGUGGGCAACGUGUCUAGUAUCUUCCAGCAAGGCGCCCUUUACAACAAGACUGGAGUGGAGAUUACGUACUCGGUGUCUGCCGCCACUGCCGGCUUGUGCGCCGGUCCUUUGUUCUGGUCUCCAGUUUCAAGAAGGAUUGGUCGAGGUGGUGCCAUUCUCUGGGCGACUGUCUUGACACUGGCAUGCACCGUCUGGGCAGCAUGUUGUGACGGGCCUGGAGACUACAUAAGUUUCGUCCUGUCCAGGCUGUUUGGUUGUUUGGCUGGCUCUUGCGCAACGACGGUCGGAGCAAGUUAUAUCACAGAUACCUUCUUCCUGCACCAACGCGGAAAAUGCUUCGCCUUCUACACUGUCAUGAUCCUCUUAGGAACACUGGCUGGUCCCACCUUUUCAGGAUUCAUUGUGGGCCACGGCAAAUCGUGGACGGUCGAGUACUGGUACAAUGUUGGUCUCGAAGGUUUUAUGAUCCUCAUGAUCUUCUUAUUUUUGGAAGAAACUGGCUGGACGAGGCCUGGACGAUCGGUCUUUCCCAUCCCUGCAACGUCUUUUAUCCAGCGGUCGAUCGAUGUCUAUCUGUUCCGGAAGCCAAAUGUGGCUCAGGGGCUGACCACCAAGGAGACGCUCCACCUGGCUAUCAUGCCCAUUCGCAUUGGUCUCCAUCCUGUCGGCAUGCUGGGUGGCUUGUUUCUGAUGGUUGUUUUUGGAUGGAGUGUCGGGGUGAACAACCUGCUUGCCGUGUUCCUGCAAUCACCUGUCAGUGAGAACGGAUACGGCUUCACGCCAAACCAGAAUGCCGAGUUCACAUUCUCUGCCUGGUUCGGCUGCAUUCUAGGACAGUUGUACGGUCUCGCUUUCAACGACAAACUACCGCUCUGGAUCUGUCGCAAGCAGGGCGGACUCUGGAAACCCGAGUACCGUCUCCAUGCGCUAUGGCUCCCCAGCUUCAUCGGCCUAAAUAUCGGUUUGGGAUGUUUUGGCGCGGCACUCAAGUAUCAUCUGCACUACAUGGUCGCUGCGGUCGGCAACUUUCUGCUGAAUUUCUCGUCCAAUGUCGCGGUGCCAGUCAUCGUCAAUUAUGAAGUCGAAUGUUUCACCAAAUAUCCCGUCGAGGCUGCGACGAUCAUGAACUUGUACCGGACCAUCUUCGGUAUUGCUAUCCCAUUCUUUAUUGAUGGGUGGGAGGCCAAUGUUGGUGUUGGUUGGGUCUUUGGCAUGAUGGCUUUUGUUAGCAUGGUCGCGUUCAUUCUGUUGAUCAUCCCUCUCAUGUUCGUGGGCCACCGGAUCCGGCAUUGGUUCAAGAGUGAUAUCAUGUCGACAGAGGAGGGAACGAGGAUGAUUGGAACGGAUGUGAACAGGUUGGACGUCGAGGCUCAUUAA
Messenger RNA from Exophiala viscosa, 1566 nucleotides. RefSeq names its product major facilitator superfamily domain-containing protein. Gene Ontology annotation, cellular component: plasma membrane. The transcript is spliced from 8 exons. Gene Ontology annotation, molecular function: transmembrane transporter activity. NCBI's taxonomy places the organism in Eukaryota, Fungi, Ascomycota, Eurotiomycetes, Chaetothyriales, Herpotrichiellaceae. Gene Ontology annotation, biological process: transmembrane transport. The record is from RefSeq and is a predicted model, not a curated record. Bases 1 to 1566 code for a protein of 521 amino acids.